Molecule: messenger RNA, 610 nt
Organism: Chara braunii
Lineage: Eukaryota; Viridiplantae; Streptophyta; Charophyceae; Charales; Characeae
Source: the annotation of a GenBank genome assembly
CCGCUCUUGUUGUUGUUGCUGUUGUUGUGCAGGUCGCCAGCAUGGAGCAUGGCUAUGACGCCCAGGUCGCCAGUGUGGAGCACGACUAUGGAAACCAGGUCGCCAACGUGGAGCAGGGCUAUGUUGUUGUUGUUGUGGUUGUUGUUGUUGUUGUUGUUCUUGUUGCUGUUGUUGUGCAGGUCGCCAAUGUGGCGCACGGCUAUGGCGCCCAGGUCGCCAGCGUGGAGCACGGCUAUGGCGCCCAGGUCGCCAGCGUGGAGCACAGCUAUGGAAACCAGGUCGCCAGCGUGGAGCACGGCUAUGGCCCCCAGGUCGCCAGCGUGGAGCACGGCUAUGGCGUCCAGGUCGCAAGCAUGGAGCAUGGCUAUGGCGCCCAGGUCGCGAGCGUGGAGCACGGCUAUGGCAACCAGGUAAGUACCGCUGACGCAGGUAUGGCCUACGCCCCUCUUGUUGUUGUUGUUGUUGUUGUUGUUGGUGUUGGUGUUGGUGUUAUGCCGGAAAAGCUGGGACCAUGGCAGCGGGUUGUGGUCCCGUGGCCGAAGUGACCGGAAUCUAGGCGGGUGUGCCCGUAGAGUGAGGGAGGGCCUGAGUCGUGGCGACCGUCGCGCUA